AUGAUUUUUGGUAGAACGUUUAUUAUUUUUAUAUAUUUUCUAUUUGUUUUAUUUUUUGGGCUCAUCUUGAGAUUCAGUCAUAUAUUUAGUGAUUUUUGUGAAACAUUUCACCCUCCAGACAAUAAGCAAACAUAUGACUACAUUAUAGUUGGUGGUGGAUCAGCAGGAUCCAUCCUAGCCAACAAACUCUCACGCAAUGGCAUCGAUAAAGUCCUAGUCCUAGAAGCUGGUAAAAACACCAUUGACCUUCUUAGUAUUCCAUCCAUAAGCCUGCUGCUACAAAACUCCCCAUACGAUUGGAAAUAUGCUACAGUACCACAAAAAAACUCUUGUUUAGGCCUCAAUCAAAAUGUGAGCUUAUGGCCGAUGGGCAAAUUACUAGGGGGCACUAGCAUGCUGAACAAUAUGUUGUAUGUGAGAGGCCACAAGGAGGAUUUCAAUGAAUGGUUUAAAGAUAAAGAGGAUUAUUAUUAUUCAGAUGUGAUUAAUUAUUUUAAGCAAAUAGAAGAUUUGUUAGAUGUUAGUGAUCUUGCAUUUUCUACUGAACUAUCUGAUAUUGUGUUUAAUGCAGCUGAAAAUUUAGGAUAUUCUAUUUUGCAUUGCAAUUAUGACAGCAAACUUGGCUUUAAUAAACCCAAAGCCACCUUAAAUAAAGGCAAAAGAUGGACCUCUGCUGACAGCUUGAAACAACUUCAUAGAAAUAAUUUAGUGAUUAGGACAAGUUGUUUGGUUGAAAAAAUUUUAUUCAGAUCCAAUUUUGAAGCCUAUGGUGUAAAAUUCAAAUUCCUGAACAAAAAUUAUGAAGCAUUUGCACAAAAAGCUGUUAUACUAUCUGCAGGAGUUAUUGGUAGCCCCAAAAUUUUGAUGUUAUCUGGAAUUGGUGAAAAAACUCACUUGGAAAAGCUUGGCAUAGAACCUAUAGUAGAUUUACCUGUUGGUAAUAAUUUGCAGGACCAUUUAACUACAGGUCUUGAUUUAGUUUUGCUCGAUCAUUCUUUGAAUAUAGGAAUAGAGCAGAUGUUAUCGCCGUUUGCACUGCUGGAAUAUUUUUUGAAGGGAUCUGGGCCAUUGACCACUACAGGAUGUGAAGUGAUGGCUUUUUUAAACACAACAAAAACUCAUACCAAGCCUGAUAUUCAGUUCAUGAUUAUGCCUUUAGGAAUCAAAGAAGACAAUGGAUAUUAUUUAAGAACUCUGAUGGGAAUCUCCGAUAAUGUAUGGUCAAAUUACUUUGCCAAAAUUCCUCAUAAAAGUUUGACAAUAUUGCCAGUACUCUUGCAUCCAAAAAGUAGAGGCACAGUACGACUUGCGAGUAAAAAUCCCUUGGACCAACCCUUAAUAGAUCCUCAAUAUUUGAGUGAUCCUAGAGAUGUUGCUGUACUUAUUGAAGGCAUUGAGCUUAUUAAAAAAUUAAUUAGUACAAAAGAAUUUAAAUCAUUUGGAGCUGAAUUUAAUCAAGUUAUUUUUCCUGGCUGUUCAAAUUAUAUAUUCGAUACCAAAGAUUAUUGGGAGUGCUACAUUAGACAUUUAACAAUAACUGCCUAUCAUCCCAUUGGAACCUGUAGAAUGGGCAAAACUGAAGAUCCAACAACAGUGGUGGAUUUUAAUUUUCAGGUGAAAGGUACCAAUAAAUUGUAUGUUGUUGAUGGGUCUGUUAUACCAUCGUUGACCAGUGGAAAUAUUAAUGGACCUAUUUUAAUGCUUGCUGGAAUGGCAGCAGAUGCUCUUAGUAAAAUUAAUUAUUUAAGUACGAAAACAUGUGAUUUUAUGGAUGUUUUUCUAAGAGAAAAUAUCUGUUGUGUUUAA
Molecule: messenger RNA, 1806 nt
Organism: Ceutorhynchus assimilis (cabbage seed weevil)
Lineage: Eukaryota; Metazoa; Arthropoda; Insecta; Coleoptera; Curculionidae
Source: the annotation of a GenBank genome assembly